This is a messenger RNA of Misgurnus anguillicaudatus (oriental weatherfish), 5701 nucleotides long. RefSeq names its product ceramide synthase 6 (gene cers6). Gene Ontology annotation, biological process: ceramide biosynthetic process. Lineage: Eukaryota; Metazoa; Chordata; Actinopteri; Cypriniformes; Cobitidae. The record is from RefSeq and is a predicted model, not a curated record. Gene Ontology annotation, molecular function: sphingosine N-acyltransferase activity; DNA binding. Gene Ontology annotation, cellular component: membrane.
AUUCGCUCCACUUCCCCACACAAGAGAAAGCGGUGGAGACGAGGAACACAAACGGGCGGUGCAAACCCCGAAUCUCUCACCACCAUCAUCACACUGGACCUGCAGAGAUCAGCCGAACAUCGGCCAUCGAUCGCGCAUUAUCACCGGCUUCAGCGAGGACGUGAAGACUCCCGAUCCGCUGGAGAUGGCGGGGAUUUUGGCUUGGUUCUGGAACGAGAGGUUCUGGCUUCCUCACAACGUCACCUGGGCUGACUUGAAAAACACAGAUGAGUCAACGUUCCCGCAAGCCGAGGAUCUGUAUCUGGCGUGUCCUUUAGCCUUCUGCAUGUUUAUGAUCCGCCUGGUUUUUGAGAGGUUUAUUGCAAGGCCAUGUGCAUUAGGUCUAAAAAUCCAGGCCAAUGGACCGCAGAAGGCUCAGGCCAACGCUAUUCUGGAGAAGGUUUUCACUGCUAUCACCAAGCAUCCGGAUGAGAAAAGGUUAGAGGGUUUGUCCAAGCAGCUGGACUGGGACGUGAGGACCAUUCAACGCUGGUUCAGGCAACGACGCAACCAGGAGAAACCCAGCACGCUGGCGCGCUUCUGCGAGAGCAUGUGGAGGUUCACUUUUUACCUGUACAUAUUUACAUAUGGCGUGCGGUUUCUGAAAAAGACCCCCUGGCUGUGGGACACGAGAAAGUGCUGGUACAGUUACCCCUAUCAGCCGUUAACGCUGGAUUUACAUUACUACUACAUCCUGGAGCUGUCCUUCUAUCUGUCACUUCUCUUCUCCCAGUUCACAGACAUCAGAAGGAAGGAUUUUUUACUCAUGUUUCUACACCAUGUGGCCACCAUCUCUCUGAUCACCUUCUCAUAUGUGAAUAACAUGGCUCGGGUGGGAACUCUCGUCAUGUGUUUGCACGAUGCGACAGAUGUCCUGUUGGAGGCUGCUAAAAUGGCCAACUAUGCCAAGUGCCAGAGACUCUGCAACCUUCUGUUUGUUAUGUUUGCUCUGGUUUUCAUCAGCUCCAGGCUGGGAGUUUAUCCUGUGUGGAUUUUAAACAGCACUGUGUUUGAGAGCUGGGAGAUUGUUGGGUUGUUUCCGUCGUGGUGGGUGUUUAAUCUGCUGUUGGUGAUGCUGCAGGCCAUGCACAUCUUCUGGUCGUAUCUUAUAGUGCGCAUUGCCUGCCGGGCCAUCUCCAGAGGAAAGGCAGGGAAAUGGAAUCCUUUACAUGUGUCAAAGGAUGACCGCAGUGAUAUCGAGAGCAGCUCGGAUGAAGACGACGUUCCGCCCCGUCCUCAGAAACAUCACAGUAAUGGGACAAACGGCGCCCACGGCACCAACGGCUACCUGUCCCCGUCCCCAUGCCCGGAUGAACACUAACCGUCAUGGACAUUUCACUGGGUCCCAGCCACAAGAUGGUACCUGCCUAUCUGCUUUGUGUCAAAACAUAUAUGAACAUUGCCGAUCUAAUACUGGAAAUUCUCAAAAAAUGUGAAUGCGGUUUUGUUCAAGUCGGUUGCUUUUCAUCAUCCCCCCAAAUAUUUUGGCUUUUCUGGUUUGAUCAUUUGCUUUAGUUUCAGUGGUUGGCACUCAGUUAAUAACGCACCUUUUUUAGAUUCAGUGCAACUUUUCUCUUUCAGCAGGUGAACGAAAACGCCGUUCUUUCUUUCAUAAUCACGUGACUGGCGUGACGUGAGCAUGCUGCAGUUCUUGUGUUUUCUCUGCCAUCAUGGGAACAGUAGUUUUCUUAGAUUCGUGUCUUUCGUAUUUAUUUGUUUUUAUAUCUAUAAAAACGUUUUUUGUGUUUGUCAUUCUUCAACAUACAGUACACAAUCCAUUUACACCAACAGGUCAGCGGUGCCGGAUGCCCAAACUAAACCAUUCAUCAUGUUUCCACCUUAACUCUUUCACCGCCAUUGACGAGAUAUCUCGUCAAUUAAGAGAAAACGCUUCCCCGCCAAUGACGAGAUUUUCUGUCUUUCCGCAAUACCGCUAUUAUCCACCAGGUGGCCCUUCCGCAACUUUUUAAACCCGGAAGUAUUGGCCUAUGGCAAGCAGCUGCAUGUCCGUGUCUGUUUUAAAGAUCGCUCUGAAUGGGAUCUCUAUGAAAAGUCCGUCACAAAAAUUGAAUUAUCUCUGCUUUUUGCUCAAAAUGUGGUGUUUUUGCAGAAACCUACCCAUAUUCAAAAGCUGAUUACAAAAGAACCACUGAAGGUAGGAUGAAAGUUUUUUUUGUUUGAAAGCAGAGGGUCUGUUCUUUCAUUUGGUAUAUUGUAUGUUUAUAUAUUUAAAAAAGAACAUUUUCUGGAAGGCAUUAAACUUUUGUGAAAAUCAUGAAAAACGCUGGCGCUGGCUGGCAACUUUUUUUAAAAACGCUGGCGGUGAAAGAGUUAAAGUUAUUUAACCUGCCUGAUUGAGCAAAGACACACAAACUUUACACAAAUGUGGUUGCAUUCAGCUUUUGUUUUGAUCACUCUGUCACAUUCUCAGCAUUGCCACAAGAGGACAUACAGUUGUGUAUACUUGUGCUUUGGCAUUAAACCUGCUGUAAGUAAACCAAAAACCAGUAAGGUACAAGGCCAGUGAGCAGGUUAACAUAGAUUUUUCAAAAUACAAAGCAAAACUAGAUUGCUCUGAUUAUAAUCAACGGUGGCUGGGUGCCACAGUGGGCUCAAAGGGGUGCAUUGUUGCCUCGUAGCAAAAAGGUCCCUGGUUCGAGUCUCAGCUGGCCCGGAUAGCUCCGGGUACUCCCACAGUCCAAAGACAUGCAGGUUACACUGCAAAAAUAAUAAAUAAUACAUUCUUAGUAUUUUUGUCUUGUUUUCAGUAAAAAUAUCUAAAAAUUCUUAAAUUAAGAUGCUUUUUCUUGAUAAGCAAAACUCGCCAAGAAAAUAAGUCUGGUUUUAAGACCAAAAAUGUCAAAUUGAAGUGAUUUUGUGCAUUAAACAAGCAAAAAAUCUGCCAAUGGGGUAAGCAAAUUUUUAUUGAAUUGUUCUUGAAUUUAGUGUUUAAGAAAAAUGUUCAAGAUUUUUUUGCUUACCCCAUUGGCAGAUUGUUUUGCUUGUUUUAUGCACAAAAUCACUUAAAUUUGAUUAGUCAUUAACUUGACUACCAGUUAGUGGUGUGACGAGACAUUUAAUCCACAAGACAAGACACGAGACGAGAUUUUUUCAUUUUUUAAAGAUUUUUUAAGAAAUCAACAAUUUUGAAAUGUUUUGUCCCUAACAAUUUUUUUGCUAAUUGAUAAUGGAGUAAUUUGAUAUUUUUUGGUAAUUAGAAUAGACCCAAGUGAGCAAUAAUCUUUAAAAUUACAUAAUAAUAAUUAUGCAAUAAUAAUUGGUUUAAAUAAAGUAUCAAAACAAGUAAACACAUUACACACUGCAAAAAUUGAUUUUCAAGAAAAAAAAUCUUAGUAUUUUUGUCUUGUUUUCAGUAAAAAUAUCUACAAAUUCUUAAGUUAAGAUGCUUUUUCUUGAGGAGCAAAAUGACCCAAGAAAAUAAGUCUAAUUUUUAGACCAAAAAUAACACAUUUAAGCAAAAAAUCCGCCAAUGGGGUAAGCUAAAAUUUUCUUGAAUUUAGUGUUUAAGCAAAAUGUUCAAGAUUUUUUUGCAUUUUAUAUUUUUGAUCUAAAAACUAGACUUAUUUUCUUGGGUCGUUUUGCUCAUCAAGAAAAAGCAUCUGAAUUUUUAGAUAUUUUUACUGAAAACAAGACAAAAAUACUAAGAAUUUUUUUUCUUGAAAAUCAUUUUUUGCAGUGCAGUAAUAUGUAGCCUUUGUAAUAAAAACAGCAUUAUGUAUUAUAUGCCCGCCUGCAGGGGGCGCUCACUUUAGAUGCUUACUUUUAGCCAAACAACGUUUAAAUCCUUUAAUAUUUGUCCAAUUCUUUACAAUAGAAAUGAUAUAGCCACUGUUAUUCUUGAGCAAGAACAUGCAAAGAUAAAAUCAUGUAAAGUCAGAGUUUGGGCCUCCUAUAAACAUUGAGGGACCCCCUAUAAAGCACAAAAACAUGAAUUGUUUUUUUUUUAAUUAAAAUACUACACUGUAAAAAAAAACUUUGCUGCCUUAAAAUUUUUUGUUAAAUCAACUAAGAUUUACAAGUCAUGUCAACAAAGAUGAGUUGUCAUAACUUAUAAAAUAUAGUUGAGAAAAGUCAACUUAAUUUUAUAAGUUAUAACAACUCACCUGUAGUUAUAACAACUCAUCUCUAGUCAAGAUAAAUAAUAGAAAGUUGAAAUGACUUGAAAUGAAAAAUUUUAAUGUAGCAAAGUAUUUUUUACAGUGAACAUGAAUUUUAAAUUCUUGUACUGCGCUGCCACAAAGCUUUUCUGUCCAUUUUUUGUCCCAAUUUCAUAAUAAACGAAUCCAAAAGAUUUCUGCCUGAAAUAAAUGUAGACUACAAGUCACGCUGUUUUCUGGAGGAAUUGACAGAUUGUUAGAUUUAGGAUAGGGGCUUUUAAAAAAUUAUUCUCAAAACUAUAAUUUCACAUUAUUUGAGGGGUAAAAAAAUUGUUUAAGUUAAGAGUAAUUUGGGGUUUCUUUGAUUAAAACGUUGUUCUAGGACCAACAGAAAUGGUGCUCCAGGAUCCUAUCUUACCUUGUAAAAUUACGAAUGACAGGGGGCUUAGCUAGGGGACCCCCAUAAUCUUGGACAUAAUUCGAACACUGAUGAGAUCUGUUCCUGUGUUGAUCAUGAUGUGCUAUAUUUGUUAGUGAGCAGGUUAUGUAAACUGAUCUCUCGGAAGUUUGCGCAUAAAAUGUUCGCUUAUUUGAAAAAAACCCAGUAAUAAUACCCAAACCUGCCCCUAAAAAAGUAACUUCGCAGAAAAGCGUAUUCAUACAAAUUAGCCACUUUAUACAAAUUGCCAUGAGAUUUUGGUGUAUGGUUCUGGCACGGGUGCACGGAUCGCUCGAACGUGUUGGUGUAAAAGUGUAACCAUGUUUUGAAAUAGCAUAGCAAGUCAUUUAAGAGAUUUUAAGUCAAUCAUUCAUAUGAAUCACAGUAUACACAUAUAAUAAUGAUUUAUCACGAAGUGCUGGCCUUCCAGACCAAACAUAUUUUUACAAGUACAUUGAUCAUGGGAAGUCAUAAUCCGAAAGAGAUAAGAGAAGUGUUUUGUCUGCGGAGAACGAAACUAUAUAUGCUGCUGUUUAAAAAAAAGCAAGUUUAUCAGACGUGUAUUCGUGAUGCUAUGGAAGUGUUCUGAUGUCACAAAGUUUUUUGUCGUGAUGAUUUAGUCAUAUUUUUGAAUAAAUAUUGUGCAUCUUUAGGCCAUCAUCAUGAAUACGUUUUUUUUUUUUUAUCAAUUAUCAAUCAGUUAUUGAAGGUACAAAUAUCAAGUUUUUAAUAAGAAGCAUAGUGAACAAGCACUUUGUUGAAUAAGCUGCAAACACUGGUAUGUUAUUAUCAUGACGAUGCCUGUUUUUUUUUUUGUGAUUUUUAUUAUUUUUAUUUAAGUUUAGAUUGUGAAGAGAAUCCACAGUUCUCCUUCAUUUGUUCGAUUAUCAUUCAGUGAUGUUUGUGUUGGAAAGGUGGAGAAACGCUACAGCCAAUUAGCCGUCGUCUUAUUUGCACUCAGACAGGUUGCUGUGUUGUGUGGUUUACAUUUGAUGUCAAAAAAGGCAAGGAAUAAAAUUGAAUUCUGCCUUUGCUGCAAACCCGAUUAUCAGCAGAUCUAAUGAAUAAUGUUGCCAUGUAUUUUAAAUAAACACAAAUGAAAACA